AUGACGAGGAAGUGCCCUGUUCUGGCUGCAAUGGCGCCCUCUGCUCUCGUCGAUCACUCUCCUUACCAGCCGACACCCGCCGAGAAACUGCCUACCGCCAGCAACCUCGUCCUGAUCGACAACUAUGACUCGUUCACAUGGAACGUCUACCAAUAUUUGGUAUUGGAGGGCGCAACCGUCACAGUCUACCGCAACGAUAAGGUCACCCUCGAUGAACUGAUUGCGAAGAACCCGACACAAUUGGUCAUUAGCCCCGGACCAGGUCAUCCAGACACAGAUGCGGGAAUAAGCAAGGACGCCAUCAAAUACUUUGCCGGCAAGAUUCCUAUAAUGGGUGUGUGCAUGGGGCAGCAGUGCAUCAUAUCCGUCUUUGGGGGAAAGGUAGACGUGACUGGCGAAAUCUUACAUGGCAAGACAUCUCCGCUGAGGCACGAUGGCAAAGGGUGUUACACCUCAUUGCCACAAGAUCUGCCGGUGACGAGAUACCACUCCCUCGCUGGAACACAUCCAACUCUGCCAGAGACGUUGGAGGUCUCCUCCUGGAUCGCCAAGGGCCCUGACGGCGGCAAGGGUGUUAUCAUGGGAGUCCGACAUAAGGAAUAUGUGAUUGAAGGCGUCCAGUUCCACCCCGAAAGUAUCUUGACCGAGAAUGGGCGGGUUAUGUUCAAGAACUUCCUCACCAUGUCCGGCGGCAAAUGGUCUGACAACCCGCACGUUGCUGGCCACGAGAAACGGAGCUCGGUAACCACCAAUGGCAAUGCGCCGGCUAAGAAGGAAUCCAUACUCGACCGGAUUUACGCUCAUCGCCGGAAAGCGGUUGCAGCUCAGAAGCUCAUCCCGUCACAGCGUCCUGAGGAUCUCCAGGCUGCCUACGAUCUAGGUCUGGCUCCGCCUAAGAUUUCGUUUCCGGAAAGGCUUCGGCAAUCCGCGUAUCCUCUGGCCCUGUUGGCUGAGAUCAAGCGAGCGUCUCCUUCUAAAGGCAACAUUUCUCUCGGCACGUGUGCUCCAGCACAAGCUCGAAAAUACGCAACUGCUGGAGCUAGCGUUAUUUCUGUUCUGACCGAGCCUGAGUGGUUCAAGGGAAGCCUGGACGACCUGAGGGCUGUUCGGCAGAGCCUGGACUCCAUGCCCAAUCGGCCCGCCGUUCUACGAAAAGAGUUCAUUUUUGAAGAGUACCAAAUCUUAGAGGCCCGGUUGGCGGGGGCCGACACAGUCUUGCUGAUCGUCAAGAUGCUUGACGUGGAGACCCUGACUCGACUCUACCAUUAUUCGCGUUCCCUCGGAAUGGAACCUCUCGUUGAGGUCAACACACCUGAGGAAAUGAAGAUUGCGGUUGACCUAGGCUCACAGGUUAUUGGAGUCAACAACCGUAAUCUCACAAACUUCGAAGUUGAUCUCGGGACCACCAGUCGCUUAAUGGAUCUUGUUCCCGAGUCGACCAUUGUUUGCGCCUUAAGUGGCAUCUCCGGACCCCAGGAUGUCCAAGCUUAUCGAAAAGACGGAGUGAAAGCGGUUUUGGUUGGCGAGGCUCUAAUGCGAGCCACCAAUACUGUGGACUUCAUUGCCAGGUUGGUUGGAGAUCCUGAUGUCAAACCGAGGCAAAAAUCAAGAUCCCAGCUACUGGUCAAGAUUUGCGGCACACGAACACCCGAAGCCGCCAAAACCGCCAUAACAGCAGGGGCGGACUUUGUGGGGAUCAUUCUGGUCCCUGGUCGGAAAAGAUAUGUCUCAGAUGAUGUUGCUCUGGAAAUAGCAACGGCUGUCAAAACAACCCCUAGACCUGCCACAAGGCUGCCAACGUCGUCCGAGGUUGGUGCGUCGGACUUUUUCGAACAUUCGUCAAGAUUGCUGGCGAGACCGGAUCGCGCACAAUUGGUUGGUGUCUUUCAAGAUGCCCCUCUUGAACAUAUAAUUGAACAAGUGCACAAACUUGGCCUUGAUGUGGUUCAACUCCACGGCUCUGAACCUAUCGAAUAUGCUCGCAAUAUCCCGGUUCCAGUGUUCCGCCGAUUUUCUCCUGCUGAACAGGGCCUCUCCAGCCGAGGGUAUCAUGCGCUACCACUGCUAGAUUCAGGGGCAGGAGGAGUCGGUCAACAACUGAACUCAGACGAGGUGAAGUCCCUUUUUGACAAAGACCCUGGGCUGAAAGUCAUGUUUGCUGGCGGACUCACUCCGGAGAACGUCAACAGUGUCCUGGAUGGCUUUGGUCAAUCUAUUUCAAACAUUGCUGGGGUUGAUGUCAGCAGCGGUGUCGAGUCUGGUGGGCAGCAAGAUCUCACCAAGAUCAAAGCAUUUGUUGAGGCAGUCAAAAGUCGAUAG
Molecule: messenger RNA, 2319 nt
Organism: Exophiala dermatitidis NIH/UT8656
Lineage: Eukaryota; Fungi; Ascomycota; Eurotiomycetes; Chaetothyriales; Herpotrichiellaceae
Product: anthranilate synthase component 2
Exons: 1
Coding region: 1-2319 (772 amino acids)
Biological process (GO): L-tryptophan biosynthetic process
Cellular component (GO): cytosol
Molecular function (GO): indole-3-glycerol-phosphate synthase activity; anthranilate synthase activity; phosphoribosylanthranilate isomerase activity
Source: RefSeq, a predicted model, not a curated record